Messenger RNA from Sycon ciliatum, 4367 nucleotides. RefSeq names its product dermatan-sulfate epimerase-like. The transcript has 3 exons. The record is from RefSeq and is a predicted model, not a curated record. Gene Ontology annotation, molecular function: chondroitin-glucuronate 5-epimerase activity. Lineage: Eukaryota; Metazoa; Porifera; Calcarea; Leucosolenida; Sycettidae. The coding region runs from base 350 to 3793 and encodes 1147 amino acids.
UUUGACAUUCCUGCUCUACAAUUGUGCCAAUUCGAACUAAGAACUGCUGUAGUAUAUCAAUGUUUAUUGCAAUUAUCCCCUAGCAUGUGCCGUAGUAACAUUUCGCGAUUCAAGCAUCAAGCCCUUCCAACAGUUUCAAGGCUUGCAACAUCUCUCGCUCUCAAGAUAAUAUCCGUGUCCAAUGCUGCUUUGUAAUGAUGCCGGGUUGGUGAGCAGGUCAAGCCUCUAGACUCAAGGUGAUGACAGCUUUGAGUGAGACUGAUGGUGGUGCUGCGCUGUACUGCAAGGCAGAUGUCUUCGAUCAACGUCAUUGUAACAUGUUCACUGGCUAGAUGCUAGAGCUGUCAGCAUGAAUACCACAGUCAUCAUUAUCAUCUGCCUCGCACUGCUGUUUGGCCUACAGUGCUCUUGUGCUGGUAAGGACUCGCUGGCCUUCACUGUGGUCAGUGCACCUGGUGCUGGGGAUCAAAAGAAAGCUGAUGAGACUGUUUCGAUGCUGAAUGGCGUGACGCGGCACAAGCCCGCCGAAGCCAAUCAGCGUGCCGUAGGCAAUCCAGUGUUGUACACGUCACCGAUCUCUAAAGUUACCAGUGCUAACAUUGAACGUGCUGCCAGGAAUCAUGGAGAAACUGCCAAGGCACAACGGGAUCAUGUUCACGCGGCGGCCUCUUCUAGCCUCCCAGCACAUCCACUGCUAUUCUUUGAACAGGGUAGCGCUGGGCAUUUUCCCACGCUGGCAAAAUCCACACAUUCAGAAAUUGCCAAAGUUAUGCAGACUGCGUAUGAAAACAUGACAGGAGGACUGCAUCGGAAUCAGUCCCGAGCAAAUCCCCGUCCCGAGGCAGGCGCUGUAGCCUUUCUUUCAUUCUAUUCACUGCUGCAUACCAACAGUCCAGCCCAUGAAGAGGUGGCCCUGUCCAGUCUAUUGCGCUUAGUCAGAGGCGACACUGUGAAGGUGGCUCAGGGCCAAGUCCAAGGCUCACAGAAUUCUCGCAAUCUGCUCUGUGUUGCCAUUGCAUUUGAUAUGUUGUAUGGACAUAUGAAGAGUGUGGAUCGUCACCGGGUUAGUAAGCACAUCGUAGUGAAGACUGACAGAGUACUUUCCAGGCUACAACGUCACGUGGCUGCAUGGGAGAGUGAUGACCGCAAAAUCAGACUGGGUAUUCUGGAAGAUGCAGUGGCAUUGCUUGUUGGUAGCCUGGUGAUGCAUGAUCACCAGGACAAUGGUGUCCGGUCAAAAGAGAAACUAAGUCUGGCUCGACGCACUCUGGACAGGAUAAUGUCAGUGCUGGAAGACGUGGCAGAUGGAUCGAUUCCUGGAGCAGCAGGACGUACCACUGAGUGCAGUCAUCUUGUGUUCCUCUAUGUUCACUUAGCUAAGGUACAUUUGGAUGUGAACUAUUACCAGCAUCCAUGGCUGCGACAACAUCUACAGUUUCUGAUGGUUACCACGUUACCGGACUACAAGUCAUCCAUGAGAGCGGUGGAUUCAACCGUGCCUGGCUGGGCAUACGGCCCCGAAGCACAGUUACAUUUCCUUGACAAGUAUGUUGUUCUCAACGGACAUGCUAAUUGGCUAGCUCAGCAAAUCCAACGCCAUCGUUCCAGGCAGACUUCUAUCAAUCCAACAUAUACCCAAUAUGCUGGACAGUCUAGCUUCAUGUUAAUGUUAGAGUUCUUAUGGUUUGCACCUGACAUCAAGCCAAUACCUCCGACCGGUUCAUCGGCCGUUUCUCCUGUAUUCUUGGAUACAUUCGGUACAGUGGUGUCUGGAGUAGGUUCUCAGCCACCUAACAGAUAUUUUCUCAGUUUGCAAAGUGCCUCACAGCAGCAUGUUGAUAGCUCUUGGAGGCAAGUCAGCAAAGACAAAGUUAGUGAGCUUGCAUGGCUGUACCGCAAUUCUUUCCUAUUCUACCCUGGUGGACGGCCGUUUGUUGUUGAACAUUUUAAGAAACAUGGCACUGCGGUACAUCCUGGAAAUGCCUGGGUGUUCGAAUCUGUGGCAUGCACGGCAACAUUGCACUCACAGGCACCACCGUGUUCACCAUUGAAUGCAGGCAAUGAGAAGAGCAGUAAUGCUGCACACUCUGGUAUUGUGACGGCAAGCGAGCAAGAUGGCUUUGUGUUCAUCAUGAGCGAGGCAGCUGCUUUCUAUCCGGCCAAUCUGAUGCUUGUGAGCAAUAGCCGAUCCUUGCUUCUGCUCAAUCCUAAUGUCUUAGUCAUGGUUGACUCCAUCCAGCGGCACCCUGAUAGUUCCGUUGACCAUGGAAAUGUAGUCUUGAAUCUGUUUGAGGAGUUUGAACUUGAUAGCAGAGGACGCCAAGCUGCCCAUCAGCUCAAGAACACACAGCACAUCUAUUGGUUUGUUGAUGGCAGUAAUGACGUUACAGCCCGCCUGGAUGUCUCGCCAGGCCAUCAUUUGAAUGUUUCAGUGACUUUGGUAGAAGAGGUUACACGUGUUGUGUGGGUGUUCGUAGCCAACAGUAAUGCUGUACCAUCAGUGAGCUUCACACGAUCAUCACGGCUAGGUGUGGAGUUCAAUGUUCACCUGCAAAGUCAGCAGAACAACUUGAAGUAUACACUCUCGUUGGUCACUGGUUACUGGCAUGUGAAUACUCGCUUUCUCUGGCAUUGUAGUGGGUCUCUGGCACAUAUCAAACACAAAGGUGACACUGUCCAGUUCGGUGCCAUGCAUCGUCCAUCGGACCAGCCUCACUGGCAGGAUUUGUCAGACACAAGUGAAGUGGCCUCCAUCAAGUCUCUGUGCAAUAAAUCUCUGCCACUCACCAAUCUAUCUAUCUCAGCAUGGAGAGCUGCAGCCGAGAGCCCUUACAUAAUCUUCUCGUCACUACCGAUGGCCAAAAUGAGUGCCAGUAUUGCAGAACACCUGAUACAUCCUAGUCCAGACCUUGCACUACUAGCUAUCACUGACUUGCAGAAAAGGAGAGGUGCUAAUCGAGAAGCACUAUCUCCAUGCAUUUGGAGCGAUGAAGACUUUUCAGCAGGUCGAUAUCACACUACUCUUUGGUUCAGAAAGCUCAAGGAGGAUCCUUUGAUCACAAUCAAUAAAUCCCCAGCUUUGAAGCAGAAGAAGCGUCCGCAGGAGGUCACUAAACGGUUGUCGGAAGCCAGGCGUAAACUUGGAAAUGAUCCCUCCACUGUAGUCAUAGCCGGUGACUGGGAGGGAAGUUGGAUUCUGAAAAUGGAGUGGUUUACGAGUACAAUUCGGCCAGGACGUUUUGUAAUGUUCCUAGAGGAUCCUCGCGAGUGGGUAGCGUCCGUGCUGGAACACAAGUCACUGCUGAUGAAGAGCACAUUGCCAUUAGCAUCACAGAUAAGUAGUCUCCUUGACAAAAUCAAUCAUGAAUGUGACCAAGUCAGUAGAUGUGCACCGGCUUUUUAUCCUGUUGUGCAGACAGCUCAAGAUGAACUGACUUCCAAAGAGCCAAAUCUGCCCAGGGCUUUAGCUCUUGUGUGGCUUGCCUUUACUAACACAUCUCUUUGUCUGGCCAGCAAGCCGCCGUAUUCAGAGAGGAUCCACUUUGUACCUGUUAGUCACUUCCUGGAACGAGCAUCAACAGUAGCCAGAAGACUUUAUGAAUUCCUAGGAUUUCCGUAUCGACCUUCCAUUGCCAGUCACAUGCAUAGACUUAUAGAGAGUCGUGCGUCUAAGUAUGCUCGGUUUGUCAAGUCCUUGAAGAAGCAGAGAUCAUUCCCCAGGCUCACCAGGCAAGCUGUUUCUGACAUUGAGCACGUGUGUGGGCUAAUCAUGGCCGAGCUAAGCCACACAUGAUCAUAGCAAUGCUACAGCUGUCAUGAUCGACUUCAUAGUCAGCUCUUGUUCACGUCGACAAAUAACUUAGGAUAGUUUUCAGUUACUUGAGACAGCGAUGCACAUCAGCGUAGAUAUUAAGCACCUGUUCUAAAUCAUUUCUCUCUUAUUCGUAUACACUGAGUACAGUGUAGAUUUGUGAUGUGUGCAGUCCUUUCAGAUAACUGAGUUUAUACAUGCUUCUCACCCCCACACUAUCCCUAAUACCUGGAACUCCUAGUUUUACUUUAGGUUGCAAUUGUGCAAUAAUAGUAAAACCUAGAAUUGUUUUAGAUCAGAAAGCAAUUAUUAGCUCCUCACUUCUUUAACUCCAAAAACGGUCUCUUCACUGCGAAUAUCUUUAUAUUUCACCAAUAUUUCGGGCCAGAAUGCCUCAAAUAAUUAUGCAAACAUCUAUGUCAGUAUUUAUUAGACAGUGCGGGACACUGAUUUUUAUUUUUUUCACCAAUACUAACCAUGAUUCUAUUUCUGUACACACCCGUAUCGCUUUGUAACGAAAUGUGGCAUUGGGUGAGGCGAACUUCAAUUUUGCAUC